Nilaparvata lugens (brown planthopper) is the source of this 1649-nucleotide messenger RNA. RefSeq names its product cytochrome c oxidase assembly protein COX15 homolog. Gene Ontology annotation, molecular function: oxidoreductase activity, acting on NAD(P)H, heme protein as acceptor. Gene Ontology annotation, cellular component: mitochondrial inner membrane. The coding region runs from base 240 to 1538 and encodes 432 amino acids. Gene Ontology annotation, biological process: heme A biosynthetic process. The transcript has 10 exons. The record is from RefSeq and is a predicted model, not a curated record. NCBI's taxonomy places the organism in Eukaryota, Metazoa, Arthropoda, Insecta, Hemiptera, Delphacidae.
CUUAAUAGCUCGUUGGUUCUAAUCACAGUAAUUAGUUAUUUAUGGAGAGGUUAUGUUUAUGUUAUGGUUGGUUAUGCCUAUAACAUUUGUAGAUAGUGCUAAUUCUAGAUUAUAUUGAUUUAUUUUUUCUAAAUAUCACAAUAAUUCUGAACGUAUUAAAUAUAGUUGAUAUACAAAAUCUCAGACAUCAAACAGUGGAGCUUUUGAAACCUAAUUUAUGAGAAACCAAACUUAGGAAAAUGCUGACUUUGCGCUUUAAUUCGUUGGCAUGUAAAAAGUUCCUCCAACUGAGUGGAUGUCAAGGAAUUGGAACACCUUCACUAAAAUCAGUUAUACAACAUAAGUUUCACUCAUUUGGUUCAAGAUGUCAACUUUCCAAGCCAGGAACUCAAUUGAAUUCUACUAGCAAGUUCUCUUUAGGCAAACGGUUACAAACAACUGCUGCGAUACGUAUUGAGAAAGCCGUUGUUAAGCCGGCCAACCACAAAGCAGUGGGCUACUGGCUGCUGGGGUGCAGUGGAAUGGUGUUUGGCGCUGUCAUCUUGGGUGGUGUGACAAGACUAACGGAGUCGGGUCUGUCGAUGGUGACCUGGCGACUCUUGGGGGAGAAAUUGCCCAUCACUGAAUCAGAAUGGAAGGCUGAGUUUGCCAAGUAUCAGCAGUAUCCGGAAUUUAAAAUGAAAAAUCAGAGCAUCACAUUAGAGGAGUUCAAAUGGAUCUGGUGGAUGGAAUACGGGCAUCGGAUGUGGGGCAGACUCAUAGGCGCUAGCUUCUAUAUGCCGGCCACAUUCUUCUGGGCCAAGGGCUGGUUAACGCCUGUCAUGAAGAAACGUGUUGCCUUUUUCGGGGCCUUAAUUGCUGCUCAGGGUCUUAUGGGUUGGUACAUGGUGAAAUCGGGCUUGGAGGAUAGGUUUGACGGCCCAAGCGAUGUGCCCAGGGUAUCUCAGUACAGAUUAGCCAGUCAUCUCAGUUUAGCAUUCAUUCUGUAUUCACUUCUCCUGUCCUCAUCUCUCGACGUGCUUUUGCCGGCACAAAAGGUUGAUCUAGCUACUAUCACAAAGUUGAGCACUCGAUUUAGGAUGCUGGCACAUUCAUGCAAAGGAAUGGUGUUCUUAACUGCGCUAUCGGGAGCUUUUGUAGCUGGUCUUGAUGCUGGUUUAGUAUACAACUCAUUCCCACUUAUGGGAAAUGGAUUGAUUCCAAGUGAUAUUCUCAGUAUGAAACCUGCAAUAACAAAUUUCACAGAAAAUCCAACCACCGUUCAAUUUGAUCAUAGAAUUUUGGGAACCACUACUCUGUGCUUGAUCUCUGGCAUGUGGCUGCUAUCGCGGAAGAGGACAUUACCUGCCAGGGCUUACAAGGCAGCCACUGCUAUGGCGACUAUGGCUUGGAUGCAGGUGGCUCUCGGAAUCUCUACUCUUGUGAUGUAUGUUCCUGUUUCAUUAGCUGCUGCUCAUCAAUCAGGAUCCCUUGUUCUGCUCUCUCUGGCUGUUUGGCUGUCACAUGAGUUGAAGCAUGUCAAGAGAGUCGUCAAAUGAACCUGAUUUUGAAUAAGAUUUGGUGAAAAAACUGUCAUCGUUGUUAUUCUCAAGCGAAACUUCUAGAAUCUAGUCAAUCAUUUGAGUGAAUAGAUAAAUUUACUGAGAUCA